This is a messenger RNA of Cuscuta campestris, 1263 nucleotides long. The record is from the annotation of a GenBank genome assembly. NCBI's taxonomy places the organism in Eukaryota, Viridiplantae, Streptophyta, Magnoliopsida, Solanales, Convolvulaceae.
GCCAAGUUACAUUUGGGGCGGAGGGAUUUCUAAGCGGUAAGAGAAGAAAGUCGAAGAACUUGAAAAAUGGCAUCGGUGAAAAGUUCGAAUGUUUCUGUCGAACCUUUCGAUGGACGUGGUGAUUUUACUCUGUGGCAACAACGAGUAAAAAGUGUUCUUACUCGGGAAGGGACAAUCAAAGCUCUGAAGGUGAAGGUUCAGAGCACAGAAAAAAUGACGGAUGCUGAGUGGGCCAAACACCGGAAGAACGACAAACCGGAAAAAUUGUCGGAAGAAGAGUGGGAGGAUUUGAAGGACAUGGCAACAAGUACAAUAUGCCUAUGCCUUGCAAAUAAUACUCUUCGGGAGGUUCUCGGUUUGACGGACCCGGUGGAUAUUUGGGACAAGCUGGAGAGCCGGUACAAGUCGAAAUCGUUGACAAAGUUGGAAUCCAUUGAUGUGAAGAUUGAAGAGGAGGACAAGGCGCUGCUUUUGUUGGCUUCAUUGCCUUCAUCUUUUGACAACAUCGUGACCACGCUUUUGUUUGGAAAAGAAACCUUAAAAUUUGAUGAAGUAGUUGCUGCGUUGUUGAUGAACGAGACUCGGCGGGGUGGCAACGGGGUAUCAAAUGACGGUCAAGCUUUGGUAGCAAAAGGAGCUGGUCGGGAACGAGGACGGUCUAAAGAGAGGGGCGGCGCGUCCCAACGCUUCAAAUCGAGUAAUAAAAGCUUUUGGUGUUACUACUGCGAUGAAGAGGGUCAUUUCAAAAGGGAUUGUCCAAAGAGGAGGAAGGAAAAGAAGGACGGGAAAACACCCGUGACUGCGGUUGCAGAAGUUAAGGAACAAUUUGAUACGCAUCAAACUUGUGAUGGGGGUGCUGUGAAGAUGGCAAAUGGUGCACGGAGCAAAAUUGCAGGGGUCGGAACAGUGCAAGUUCGCAUGUUUGAUGGCAUGGUGAGAACAUUAACUGGAGUGAAACAUGUACCAGGAAAAGAUUUGACACGGAAGUUGUCAGACGGAAAAUUUACAAGUGCAACGAGCGGAGCAUUUGCAUGGAAGAAGCGGGUGACAUUUGAAGCUUCUCAAGUUGGUGGAGACUGUGACCUCGCCGGAACGAGCGGGGUGGAGCCGGACCAUGGUUUGAUUAAUUAAUCAAGGUGGAGUUUGUUGGGAUAUUUGAUUAAAUAAUCAAAAGAAACAAAAAAAAAGGAAAAGAAAGAAAUCAAAGGAAUCAAAUUGCGUGUGAAUUUUUUUUAUGGAAGGGAAUCAAAUUUUGGACUCUUG